AUGGAGUCUCUGCAGUUUGGAACAGACCCCUUUCUUUCCCGGCGAAAUCAGGAAGGGAAAGGAGACUCCCGACUCGGCUCAAACGCUCAAGGACAUCAGCCAGUCAUGAAUGAACAGCUUCCUUCCGUCAGCGAGCUGUUGACCCCAUCCUCUCGUUCCAGCCAAUCGGUGUCACCCCAUCGCUCACGGAUGUUCAGUUUUUACCAUCCUACGGGCGAAAGCCCCAAGCCCAGUCAGAGUCCCCAUACGGCGAGCCAUCAUGAUACUGGUCUUGUUCCACGAACACCUCAAGGAAGACCAGAGGCCCGCGCAGACCGCUUCUCGCGGCCGACGGCCGGGAAUUUGCCUUCUCUCUCACAGAUGUCCAUCUACACAGCCGGAAAUGAGGCUCGUAUACAUGCGGGCAUUCGUACAGAUGUUCCACAACAACAAGCGCACCACUCUCCCUUUGCACCCCAGGGUCGUGUGAGCCAUGAUAAAGAAAUAAGGGAAGAGAAUUCAUUACCCGUGACUCACGAGAUUGGAAGCGCGGCAGCAAAUCAACCACAGACGGCCCAAGUCCGUCCUCACGUGGUCGACGAGCGGUAUAUAGAGGGUGAAGGCUGGUGUUACAUCUACGCUGAUGGAUCCCAUUGUCCCAAGACCAUUGACGGUGUGCCUGUGAAUGCAAAUUGGGGCGUAACUAAGGCUGGAAAGCCCCGAAAGAGAUUAGCACAAGCCUGCCUUACCUGCCGGGAGAAGAAGAUCAAGUGCCAACCUAACCUGCCAAAGUGCGACCAAUGUCAGAAGUCGGGAAGGGAGUGCCGGUUCGAGAGCGCACCACGAGGCCACCGCGCAGCAGCGAAAGCCAACACGCAUGGCAACAGAUACGACACGAGAGACUCCUCCUCCUCCUCCUUUGUCGGUCAUCACCCUUCUAGCUCUGCCAACUCGAUCUACUCCGCCGUAAGGGCUUCUGAAAGCUCUGCAUCACUACCUGGCACCAAUUCACAGUCACCAAUGUCUGACGCCUCCAUGCUUACACCCCCUGCCAUCAACAGUGCCCACGAACCUAUCUUGGACUCGGAUUCACAUUACAGAUCGAGACGACAGAGCCUCGGCAGACCAUCUACUGGCGCUGAGGAUCUGAACCGACGGUCUGUGGAAGGCAUUUCAGCCCGUGCUACGCCUGAUUACACUGAAAUCCUGAUGGAAAUGAGAGAUCUGGACCCUCAUGAUCCCCUUGCGCACGAGUGGAACACCGAUCCUUUCGAAAAUGAUGCGGAACUCACAACUCACUACGUCGAGAACUAUUUCACUUAUGUGAACGAUAGCUUAUAUUAUAUCUUCCCCAGAAGGCGCUUCCUCUUGUGGUUAAGGUCGUGUCAUACGAAGUCGCUGGAGGACAAAAUGCUUCUUUACUCAAUGAUGACAUUGGGAGCGAUUUUCUCGGAUCGGCCUGACAGGCUUGCGGCCAUGAAAAGGGCCUCACGCACGGCCCGCUACGCCGUGGAGCAUAGUCGUCAUAGCCUCUCUUUGCAGCUCGCACAAUCCAGGAUUAUCAUGAGCCUUUGGUAUUACGCCAUCGGUGCUCUAGAGAAGUCCUGGGAUGCAGUUGGCGCUGCAGUUCGAACUGUAAUGCCUUGUCGCGAAGAAGUCUUCGAGGCUCAGCAAUAUACGACUGUACCAUACUUUCAAAGCUUCCUCAACCAGCCGCCCGCAUCAACCGACGAUGAGCUCUCGGAAUUGAGUGCCAUGGCGCUCUUGAUAGAAAUGGUAUCUCUUUGGGGAGAGGUAACGGAUCACGUCUUCCGUUUAUCACUGGUUCCGAUGGAGUCAUCCACUACACCUUUUGAGGAAUUCUAUACCACAAUCUGCCAGCGUGCAGACGCUUGGGUUGCCAGGCUGCCGGAACAUUUGAGAUUCAGCACCCUGAAUAUGGAGCGAAGCUUUCGGGCAAGGAAUCCCGAUCCGUUUUUCUCGAUACAUCUGUUAUAUCAUGCAACAAUGAUGAAAUUGAAUAGGCAUGCGCCUGGCCACGACUAUCGCGCAGAGUUUGUGAGCAGGCAGGUUCGCAUGGCCAGGACACAUGCGGCAGAGACCCUGCGGAUUGCUCUGGCUUUGGCACAUUACACGGGUGAAUACGACGCAUCGCGAAUGGCCAUCGACUCCGCACCCUCGCAAGCGACUAUUCUUAACCCUUUCCUAGGUUAUGUGAUCCUAUCUGCAGUCGACAUCCUUAGUGCAGCUGGGCUGGUAGCUGAUAUGCCUGAGUGCGUCAAGCUCAUCAGAGGUGGCCUUGAGGCCGUCAAGGAGCUGGGUCGUUUUUGGGAGAGUUCGCUACCAUUAGUGUCUCUUAUCGAGGCUCGACUGGAGUCAUUGAUGGAAAUCCUCCAUGACCCGACCAAGCUGGACCAGAAGAUGGUGUUUGCUGCAAAGGGUCAUUCCUUGGACAGCCGGACCCAGAAGCAGCAGUCCCCGAUCACCGAUGAUCUGUUCUAUGGUGCUCUUCCCCAUGACAGACUAUUCAGCGCCUUGGGGCCGGAAGACGCUUCAUUGACAGAAUCCAAUAUACUCUGGAUCAGAGAAACGGACUGA
Messenger RNA from Aspergillus fischeri NRRL 181, 2577 nucleotides. RefSeq names its product Zn(II)2Cys6 transcription factor. Gene Ontology annotation, biological process: regulation of DNA-templated transcription; DNA-templated transcription. Bases 1 to 2577 code for a protein of 858 amino acids. Gene Ontology annotation, molecular function: DNA binding; zinc ion binding; DNA-binding transcription factor activity, RNA polymerase II-specific. Gene Ontology annotation, cellular component: nucleus. NCBI's taxonomy places the organism in Eukaryota, Fungi, Ascomycota, Eurotiomycetes, Eurotiales, Aspergillaceae. The transcript has 3 exons. The record is from RefSeq and is a predicted model, not a curated record.